ACGGAGCGCAAUAAAGUUUAAAGGCGUGUGUUGCGAAGAACUCACUUGAUUAAAUCUGACACUGAGCCACCUUUCAAGAUCACAAGCCGUGUCAAGAGCUCAUCUACCUGUCAAUCUAUACAAAGGAGCCAUCUAAGCAGAGAGUUUCCACUAUCAAGAUGUCAAACUCGGGAGGUCGGAGAUUGAAGCAAUGGCUGAUGGAGCAGAUCCAAAGUGCGCAGUAUUCUGGACUCCAGUGGGAGGAUGAAAGCCGCACUAUGUUCCGAAUUCCGUGGAAACACGCAGGAAAACAGGAUUACAACCAAGAAGUUGACGCAUCCAUUUUUAAGGCCUGGGCUGUGUUUAAAGGCAAGUAUAAGGAGGGGGACAAAGCUGAGCCUGCAACAUGGAAGACCAGACUUCGAUGUGCCCUGAAUAAAAGUCCUGACUUUGAGGAGGUGACUGAGAGGUCACAGCUUGACAUCUCUGAGCCUUAUAAAGUAUACCGCAUUGUUCCUGAAGAAGAGCAAAAGCAUGGCAAAAGCCCAAUGAUGGCUGUGACAGCUACCACCAGCUCUGGUGAGAUUACAGAUAUGGACUGCAGCCCUGAGCUAGAAGAGCUCAUUAAAGAGGAGGAAGGCUGUAGCAUCCAAGCCAGUCCAGAGUAUUGGUCCCAGGGCAGCAUCAAUGCUUUCCCAUUGCAUCAGGACCCUUUGCCAUCAAGCAGUCUCAGUUCAGCCUUGUGCCAAAUGAUGAUCAGUUUUUACUAUGGAGGAAAGCUGAUGCACUCCACACUCGUAACUCAUCCUGAAGGAUGCAGAAUCUCUCCGCAACAGCACCUGGGUCGGGGCGCCCUCUACAGUUCAGACAGCAUGCAGAGUGUUUAUUUCCCCCCUGCUGAGCUCAUUGAGUUUGAACGACAGCGCUAUGUCACGCGCAAGCUUCUGGGCCACCUGGAGAGAGGUGUAUUGGUCCGUGCAAACCAAGAGGGCAUCUACAUCAAAAGGCUGUGCCAGAGCCGUGUCUUCUGGAGUGGGCUGGGAGAAGUGGGCUCACAAUACGGCUCAAUGCCUGGCAAACUUGACAGGGAUGCUGUUGUCAAGAUUUUUGACACAGGAAGGUUUCUUCAAGCUCUACAGCUGUAUCAGGAGGGUCAGAUUCCUGCUCCUGAUCCAACAGUGACUCUGUGCUUUGGAGAAGAGCUCAAUGAUCACAACAGUGCCAAAAGCAAACUGAUCAUUGUGCAGAUCACUGCAGUGAACUGCCAGCACCUGCUUGAGACAAUGAACGUGCGUCGUUCUCAGCCUUACUGCAACAACCCAAACCUAGAGAUGCCUGAUGAGGUGGUCACUGACCAGAUGGCUCGCAUCUACCAGGACUUGUGCAGCUACAGUGGUACUCAGAGGCCAGCCUGUUACAGGGACAACAUGCCAAUCACUGCCUAAGGUGUGAGCAGCAAUAUCUGACAAGAGCUCUUCAGCUUGUUCUAAACUGAAUAUACAACAUAAUAAGGACAUUAUGUGCUUUUCUAGCAUACGCUGGCGGGGCAACAUAAGAAAGACCACAUUUCUUCUUUGACAGUAAGACUUUUAAGCUGAAGCUCAGUAUUAGAAAGUGACCAAAAAAUGUUUUAUACAUGUUUAUUUUUGUACACACACAGGGCAACUAUGCCUAACCGAUGAUAUAUUUUUGUAAGAUGUUAUUAUCCAACUCAAAAGAACAAGUAGCAUAUUGAUGCUUGUUCAUCCUCUGUAUUACAUACAACUCAAGUCAGAACAAACCUUUCACAUCUAUACACACUCGUAUUCAAAGUCUUUUUUUGCAGAGUGAGUUUGACAGCAGUUUGAUAUACAAAAGCAAUUUAGUUUGCAAAACUAAAUUUUAUUUUCAUAUUCUCUUUUUUGCUGUUUUUGCGAUUGAGUUUCUUACUUGUUUGACGACCAGUUAAAUAAACAACCCAAUUUUAUCAAGCGUUGAGUUGAUAAGUUGCAUAAAGUUUUAGAUGCAAAGUGCCAUUAAAUGAACGAUAGGUUUUACUAUCAGACUUUUUUUUAAUGACAGACCUUUAGUUCAACCUUUUGUAGAUGUUUCAAAUAAAACUUCUUUUUUACUGAA
This is a messenger RNA of Archocentrus centrarchus (flier cichlid), 2094 nucleotides long. It is a transcript of the gene irf8, whose product is annotated as interferon regulatory factor 8. The record is from RefSeq and is a predicted model, not a curated record. The coding region runs from base 159 to 1424 and encodes 421 amino acids. The transcript has 9 exons. Lineage: Eukaryota; Metazoa; Chordata; Actinopteri; Cichliformes; Cichlidae. Gene Ontology annotation, molecular function: RNA polymerase II cis-regulatory region sequence-specific DNA binding; DNA-binding transcription factor activity, RNA polymerase II-specific; protein binding. Gene Ontology annotation, biological process: regulation of transcription by RNA polymerase II; immune system process. Gene Ontology annotation, cellular component: nucleus.